Molecule: messenger RNA, 541 nt
Organism: Nicotiana tabacum (common tobacco)
Lineage: Eukaryota; Viridiplantae; Streptophyta; Magnoliopsida; Solanales; Solanaceae
Source: RefSeq, a predicted model, not a curated record
UGAAUUUGUUGCGUGUACUUUGUUAAGGAUUUGAUAUUAAAGACUAUCCAGGACCUAGCCUGAUGGUUACAGUUUUCCCAAUGCCGUACUACUUGACCGAUCCUGAGAAUCUCGUCAUGUUGAAGGGUUAUGCGGAAAAGGCACUUAAGAAAUACAAUGAUACUAAUAGCACCUGUUGGGAGGUUGAUGAUAUUUUGAAGGUGAAUGGAGGGGGCUGUCGUAGCUUCAUUUUCUAUAUUACCCUUUCGGUCAAGACACAUAAAGGGGAAAAAGACUAUUUUCAAGCUAAGGUGGUGAUAGAUUUAGAUGGUCAUUUGGACUUUCCUAUCGUCAGGCCCCAGAUUUUGAUACUGGCUCGGGUUGAUCGAGAUUUUGCUAUUGGUCCGUUGUCCGGAGACUCAAGGUAGAUCUGUUGGCGUUCACAGACCUUGAAGUCCCUAUCUAUCUUUUCUAUUCUACUGUUUCAUUCAUUCAGACAGUUGUAUUUCUUUCUGACUAUUACUUGUAGCAAAUUCUAGAAUACUCAUAAAUUGUGACUCUA